AUGCUGUCAUAUUGCUACCAAUUGCAAACAGACGCGUUACGGCUGCCGAUGUCACUUGCGCGACCUGAUGUAUGCAAAUGUACAGCAGUUAUCAACUUAUCAGCUGUAACUUUAAAAUUUUAUUUCACAGGAGUGAAGAGAGUUAGGGGAGGUGCAGAAGGUGUGAUAGGACUGUGUAAGUCCAUCACAACAUGUAAACAUCAGCUGAGAAGGGCUGAAAGUCAGCUGAGUGCGGCAUGGCGUAUAUGUGUGUUCUUCCAGCCAGCGCUGUUGCCACGCAACACGCAUCGUGAUGCAGGCAUUCUUCCAGUAGGACGAAGUGCUCGAAAUUUAGCCGCGUCGAUCACUCUGAAAGCAUGCCGGGCGUGUAUAUGGAUCAACCGGGAAGAAGGUAGGGACAACGAAGUGGCUUGCCUUGAAGAACGAACUCGGAAUGAAGGCGAAAAAGGACAGUCAACUUCAACAAUGAUUGGAAUUGGAAAAAAGGAAAAGAAACCGAAAGAUGGAUACUUUAAUUUUCGACCGGUAAAUGGCUGGACCGACGAAAAUGGAACUCCUGGAUUUCCCACUUCCUAA
This is a messenger RNA of Cercopithifilaria johnstoni, 576 nucleotides long. NCBI's taxonomy places the organism in Eukaryota, Metazoa, Nematoda, Chromadorea, Rhabditida, Onchocercidae. The record is from the annotation of a GenBank genome assembly.